This is a messenger RNA of Fusarium vanettenii 77-13-4, 1371 nucleotides long. RefSeq lists its product as uncharacterized. Gene Ontology annotation, biological process: DNA repair. Gene Ontology annotation, molecular function: double-stranded DNA binding; ATP-dependent polydeoxyribonucleotide 5'-hydroxyl-kinase activity; polynucleotide 3'-phosphatase activity. The coding region runs from base 1 to 1371 and encodes 456 amino acids. The transcript is spliced from 3 exons. The record is from RefSeq and is a predicted model, not a curated record. Lineage: Eukaryota; Fungi; Ascomycota; Sordariomycetes; Hypocreales; Nectriaceae.
AUGGCUUCAGGAAACCCCUCUCAGAAGCGCAAAGCCUCCGACGCUCCAGUUUCCCCGCCGAUGGUCAAGCGAAAGAUCCAGAGUGGAACAACCACUAAUUUCUUCACACCGACGUCAAAGAAGCCCAAAGACCCGACGAUUUGGUCCGAACGGAGCCCGAAUGAUGAUACCCCUGCCACACUCCUCGUCGGUCGGUACGAGCCGGAGACGCCAGAAGACAGAAACAUCAAGAGGAGGAAGGUUGCUGCGUUCGAUUUGGAUUCUACCCUGAUAGCCACUGCUUCAGGCAAGAAGCAUGCUAGCAACGGCACAGACUGGAAGUGGUGGGAUGCUAGUGUGCCUAGUCGACUUCGAGAGCUGUACCAGGAUGGUUACCGAGUGGUCAUCCUGUCAAACCAAGCUGGUCUGACACUGCACUUUGAUCCCAAGUUCAAGGGACCAAAAGCCUCUGCCCAAAAGCGUGUCUCAGAGUUCAAGCAGAAGUGCAGCGCCGUCCUCAGCAACCUGAACCUUCCCACAUCGGUCUACGCCGCAACCGCGCACGACAUAUACCGAAAACCGAGAACAGGGAUGUGGACGGAACUGUGCGACGACUUUGACAUCCCGGAAGAAGAGGUAGACAUUGAGAACAGCAUCUUUGUCGGCGAUGCAGGAGGGCGCACAGCCUCCCUGGGCAAGGGACAAAACGGCGCAGCGACGGCCAAGGAUUUCAGCUGCUCGGACAGGAACUUUGCGCACAACGUGGGAAUCAAAUACCAGACGCCGGAGGAGUUCUUCCUCGGAGAAAAGCCUCGGACAUUCGCUCGAGAUUUCGACUUGUCCGACCAUCCUUUCGAGAUAUCCGAACCGGGGAAUCCCGACGACGUCGUCUUUGACAAGACUAACGACAGGGACAUGGUCUUAUUCUGUGGACCUCCCGGCGCGGGGAAGAGUAGCUUCUACUGGAAAUACCUCAAACCUCUGGGGUACGAGAGGGUAAACCAAGACCUCCUCAAGAGUCGCGACAAGUGUGUGCAGGCGGCGAGGGAACAUCUCCAAGAGGGACGGUCUGUCGCGAUAGACAAUACCAACGCCGAUCCCGACACCAGGACCAUUUGGGUAGAGCUUGCCAAGAAAUUCGGCAUCUCUAUCCGUUGUGUGUGGUUCAAGACUCCCAUCGCGUUGUGCGAGCACAAUGAUGCUGUGCGCGCCAUGAACAAGUCGCUCAACCCAGAGUCACGACAGGUUCUGCCCAAGCUGGCAUUUUCUGGCUUCUCUGCUCGACACAAGCCUCCACAGAAGAAGGAAGGAUUCCAGGAUAUCACAGAAGUCAGCUUCAGGUUCCGUGGCACAGAAGAGGAGUAUCGCAUAUGGGGUCGAUACUGGACUUGA